Thunnus maccoyii (southern bluefin tuna) is the source of this 3110-nucleotide messenger RNA. It is a transcript of the gene waslb, whose product is annotated as WASP like actin nucleation promoting factor b. The transcript has 11 exons. Gene Ontology annotation, cellular component: cytoplasm. Gene Ontology annotation, molecular function: actin binding; microtubule binding. The coding region runs from base 333 to 1877 and encodes 514 amino acids. Gene Ontology annotation, biological process: actin filament organization. The record is from RefSeq and is a predicted model, not a curated record. NCBI's taxonomy places the organism in Eukaryota, Metazoa, Chordata, Actinopteri, Scombriformes, Scombridae.
CAGUGGAGUCGUCCUGCCACUGCCAUGUUGGAUGGAGCUGGCUGGCUCCGGGCUCUCUGGCGGCCGGACUUCCCAGGAAAGUUUUCACCGUUUUCCGUCUUCGCUCAGCCGCUGCAGUUUUGACCUUAUUUUAAAGAGGAGCGGGACGUCACAUUGCAUUCCCAAACAGCAUACAGUUUUUUUGGAGAGUACCUUCUCCUUUAGCGGACCCCCCAGGUUUAAACCGAGCCGGUGAGAGGGGCUCGGAGGAAGGCCACGGAUGACCGAGGGAUUGUUUAUGUAUCUUAUAACGAGUUAGAGUCGGUGCAUACUUUAUAAAUUGAUCACCAAUAAUGAGUGGACAUCCGUCGCAACGGCGGCAAGCAAACGUCGGCUCGAUCCUGCUGACACCGCAGGAGAAUGAAUGCCUUUUCAACCAAAUUGGCAGGAAAUGCAUCACAUUGUCCUCAGCAGUGGUCCAGGUGUUCACAGCAGACAGGAACUCCAGCUGGAACAAGAAAUGUUGCGGGGUGGCCUGUCUGAUCAAAGACAACCCCCUACGAUCCUACUUCAUCAGGGUCUUUGACAUCAGGGACGGUAAGAUGAUGUUUGAACAGGAGCUGUACAACAACUUUACCAUCUACCUCCCCAAACCCUAUUUCAUCACAUUUGCUGGAGAUUCAUGCCAAGUGGGCCUGAACUUUGCCAGUGAAGAGGAGGCCAAGCGUUUCCGUGCCCAUGUGUCAGAGCUACUGGGGAAAAGACAGAGGAAAACUGAAAAGAGACGCGACCCUCCAAAUGGCCCGACGUUGCCCAUGGCCACCGUCGACAUCAAAAACCCAGAGAUCAGCGGUGUUCAGCGUUACCAUAACAACUCUCAGAUGAACAACAUGGUGCACUCCUCCUUCCCCAAGAGGGAGAAAAAGACCAAAGGGAAGAAGAAGAGGUUGACCAAGGCAGACAUCGGCACACCGAGCAACUUCCAGCACAUUGGGCAUGUAGGAUGGGAUCCAAAUACAGGUUUCGAUUUAAAUAAUUUGGACCCUGAGCUGAAGAACCUGUUUGAUAUGUGUGGCAUCUCUGAGGCUCAGCUGAAGGACAAGGAGACCUCUAAGGUCAUCUAUGACUUCAUCGAGAAGAAAGGAGGAGUAGAGGCUGUCAAAAAUGAGCUACGGAGACAAGCUCCUCCGCCCCCUCCAUCCAGAGGCGGCGGCCCUCCUCCCCCACCCCCACACCACAGCUCAGCCCCUCCUCCUCCCCCUCCCCCUGCCCGGGGGCGAGGUGCCCCACCACCUCCCCCCUCCAGAGCUCCUAUCUCCGCGCCCCCACCUCCCCCUCCAUCCCGACCAGGCAUGUCCGCUCCACCGCCUCCCCCGCCCAGCCGAGGCUCUCUCCCGCCUCCUCCUCCACCAGCCCAUGCCUCAAUUCCUGUGGCGCCUCCCCCACCUCCACCUCCCCCCUCAUCUUCAACUCCAUCUAGCACCGGAGCACCACCUCCUCCCCCUCCUCCUCCUCCGCCGCCUCCCGGCCCCCCACCCCCUGCUCCUCCUCCGCUGCCCACAGAGGACAACGGAGGGGACAGCAGUGUGCCCGGCAAGUCGGCAUUGCUGAGUCAGAUCAGAGAAGGCACCCAGCUGAAGAAGGUGGAACAGAAAGAGAGGCCGGUGUCCAGCACGGGCAGAGACGCACUUCUGGACCAAAUCCGACAAGGAAUCCAACUUAAAUCUAGGGAGGACAAUGUUGAUACAUCUCCUUCCACCCCGGCCCCAUCGGCAGGCAUCGUAGGGGCCUUGAUGGAGGUGAUGAAGAGAAGGAACAAGGCUAUUCACUGUUCAGAUGACGACGACGAUGAUGAAGAUGAUGAGGACUUUGAGGAUGAGGAUGAAUGGGAUGACUAGCGAUUUUUUUUUUUUUUCUUUAUUAUUUUUUUUUAUCCCUUCCCCAACCCCCCUCGGGAUGAUUGACACUAAAAUUGUUCUUGUCUUUCUAAAAAGAAAUCUUUAAUUUCAAAUUAUAAAUGUAAAUGUUCUAUCAAUUUGCUGUAUAUUUUUGUUGCCUUUAUGCUUUUUUUAUUAAUCUGUGCAAUACCUCAUUUAAUCUGUUAAAGUUUGUCAUUCUCAUAUCUUAGUUUGUUGUUUCUUCAUCUUCGUCAUGUUCACUUGGUUUGUCUGUCGGCUCCAUCUCAUUCUCUUAGUAGCAAUACGUUACAUCUCGCAUUUUAACUGUCUUCUGCUUUUCCUCCGUUCAUCCCAUCUCUCUGUAUCUUUCUCCUCCUCCCACAUCCCCAACUCUUUGCUAUUUAUCUCCUCCAUCUGUCAACCAUCUCAACCAUCUUUCAUGUCUGCUUCCUCCCAUCACAUGUUCUCUCCCCGUGUCACUCUCGUGUUCUCUUGCUAUCCCGUGUUCCCAGAAUAACGUGCAAUUUUACAUCAAGUUGUCUCUUGAACCUUUAGAGUUGAAUGUUUUUUUGUUUUUGUUUUUUUCUUUUGGUCAGUGAUUGAAGGAGGAGGGCUUACAAAACCAGUUGCCAGAAAUCCUUCAUCAUGUCAUCAUUGUUCGUCAGGAGGAAGAAAAAAAAUUAACUAUUUUCAUACCCUAUUGCUCUGUAGUUUAUUUUUACUUAUUCAAAUGAUCCUAGUUUAGCACUCAUAUUUUCUUAAAACAAAGAAGAAGAAAAAAAAGAAAUGCUUUUUGGAAUAUUUAGCUUCAUUUGCUGUUGACUGUAAAUUUGCUCCAGAGUUUGAGUCUUGUUAUAUUUUUGCACAGAUUGAAAGAGGAGACUCGCUGCAUGAGUACAGGACAUUUUCAGGUCUGUAUCAUUAUGAAACAUACAUAUGCUUUAAGAUACCAGGCAAAAUACACUUUGACAUUAAGCAUUUUUAACCGUUAACACAUCACACUACAGACUACACGCAUGGAGGUAGCCCACAGUCUUAAGGCUGGCUCUGUUGUGAAUUUUAGUUGGGUUUUUUUUUUUGUCAGUCACACUACAUUCAGUUGAAAUUGUGUAUUUUUUUUUUUUUAAUCUUUUUAUUUUUUACAGUAGCGAGCAGAGCGUCAAUAAAUGCCUGUUUGUUUGAAUCAGGACAUUCAUCAUGUAAAGCUUGAGGAAUAAAGACAUUUUAGUUUUA